CGGCGCCUCAUUUCCCAGAGAUCUUCCUUGGAGACCCUGGAAGAUAUCGAGGAGAACGCCCCUCUCCGGAGAUGUCGAACUCUCUCAGGUUCGCCCAGACCAAAGAAUUUUAAGAAGAUUCAUUUUAUCAAGAACAUGCGGCAACACGAUACCAGGAAUGGCAGAAUAGUCCUUAUCAGUGGCAGAAGAUCCUUCUGUAGUAUAUUUUCGGUGCUGCCGUACCGGGAUAGUACCCAGGUCGGGGACUUGAAGUUGGACGGAGGAAGACAGUCAGCCGGCGCCGUGAGCUUGAAAGAGAUCAUCGGUCUGGAAGGUGUGGAGCUGGGUGCUGACGGGAAGACCGUUUCCUAUACCCAAUUUCUGUUACCCACAAAUGCCUUUGGAGCCCGGAGAAAUACCAUAGACUCCACCUCUUCCUUCUCCCAGUUUCGUAACCUGAGUCACCGCAGCCUCUCCAUAGGCCGAGGGAGUGGCACCCAGGGGAGCCUCGACACAGGUAGUGACCUGGGAGACUUUAUGGACUAUGACCCAAAUCUCUUGGAUGACCCCCAGUGGCCUUGUGGCAAGCACAAACGCGUUCUGAUCUUCCUUCCUUCUUUUACAACCACGGUGAUUGACUAUGUGAAGCCCUCGGAUCUCAAGAAGGACAUGAACGAGACCUUCAAGGAGAAGUUUCCUCACAUUAAGUUAACACUCAGCAAAAUUAGGAGUCUGAAACGAGAGAUGCGGAAGCUGGCUCAGGAGGACUGUGGCCUGGAGGAGCCUACGGUGGCCAUGGCCUUUGUCUACUUUGAAAAGCUCGCCCUCAAGGGAAAGCUCAACAAGCAGAACCGGAAGCUUUGUGCUGGAGCAUGUGUGCUGUUAGCAGCCAAAAUUGGAAGUGACCUCAAAAAACAUGAAGUCAAGCAUUUAAUUGACAAACUGGAAGAAAAGUUCAGGCUGAACAGACGAGAACUGAUUGCCUUUGAAUUCCCCGUGUUAGUGGCCUUGGAAUUUGCCCUCCAUCUGCCAGAGCACGAAGUCAUGCCCCACUACAGACGCCUGGUCCAGAGCUCCUAGCCCUGGCUCCGAGGAGGGCCAAGGACCCUUUUCCUCUCAGCCCGGUGGAGCGAGGCUCACCACUGGAAACGCAGACAGAACUUAAAAUACCAGAUUUUUCCUCCUCCCAGUGUUUCUGUGGAGAAGCAGUACUAGAAACUUCCCAGGAGUCUCCAGUCUAGCCGAGAGGAGCUGUGAGCUGUGUACUGCUCAGCAAGGGAAGAGGAGAUGCGAGCUAAGAACAGAGGCCCUUCCCACUCUCCAAGAGCAAGAGUUCUCAGCUGCCCACCCUGGUCUCCCUCCCAGGCAUGCACAGGUCUUGCGAGUGGGGUCCAGGGACUUCUCCAGACCCGUUCCAACUUGGAGCGCGAAGGGCUUGAGCAUGGGGAAAUAGAACCUGCAGAAGUCGAGGGGAAGCUUUUAAAAGAUCCCCUCCCUGUGUCAAAGAGCGUGCCAACCUAAUUUUGUAUCAGCCAUGGGAAGUGCACUUUUCUCUGGGGUAUAUGGGUGGGUGGGGGGCUGUGGGUCUGAGAGACACUGUCUCAGCCCUAGGCCCCCAGAGCCAGGGUUACCCUUUACAGCGCAGACCCCAGCCUGGGGUCGGAAACCAAGCUGAGCUUCGGCAAGUAUUUCUAGAUGAUUCCUGGAUAAGAAUCACUCUCUCUGUACCAGAUUGUCUGGCAUCCUCCACCCUUAGGAAAUGACCUUGUUUCUGCUACUGCUCCUGCCACCACGGAGACAAAGAAGACAAGUUGUCAGUGUCGGAUGAGUCGCGUGGAAGGGUGUGGAGUGUGGCGUUCAGCACUUCCUGCCACCAUGCCGCGCACACCGAUGUAACCCUCGCACUUUCCCGCUGUGGGGACGGCUGGGGUGGCGCUCCACAGCGUGUAUUCCUGUGCUCUAUGUUAGAGUGCAUCAUAAGCACAUUUCCUGUGCUAUAUGUGUCUAUAUAUAAAAGUGUUUUCUAAAAACCCAGAAUAGGCGUGAGAGGCAUGAUCGGCAUUUGAGGCGUUUGCCAGCUGGGACACACUGCGUCUGGAGCUGUGGACAAGUCGACUGAGGAGGCAGUGACUCUUAUCUCCCCCACAUACCCAGCACUGUUAGUGCAGGACUGCAAUUGCGACUCGUUCUGACUCACUGGGGCGACCUGUACCAGGCCCAUCAUCAGGCCAGCACCUCAUCGCUACAAGAGGGAGGUGCUACCUCUGGUCCCCCUGACUCAAGACAGCCUGUGGCCGUGUAAAAAGAGAAUUAAACUCUGGUACUGUUUUAUAUACACCUGUA
This is a messenger RNA of Carlito syrichta (Philippine tarsier), 2322 nucleotides long. RefSeq names its product Cdk5 and Abl enzyme substrate 1 (gene CABLES1). NCBI's taxonomy places the organism in Eukaryota, Metazoa, Chordata, Mammalia, Primates, Tarsiidae. The record is from RefSeq and is a predicted model, not a curated record. Gene Ontology annotation, cellular component: cytosol. The coding region runs from base 136 to 1059 and encodes 307 amino acids. The transcript is spliced from 10 exons. Gene Ontology annotation, biological process: regulation of cell cycle; nervous system development.